This is a messenger RNA of Staurois parvus, 263 nucleotides long. Lineage: Eukaryota; Metazoa; Chordata; Amphibia; Anura; Ranidae. The record is from the annotation of a GenBank genome assembly.
AUGUCAUGUGCCAGUGCCACUGGUGGCCCACGCUCUCUAAUUACAUGACAACAGCCACAGCCAGGAGACAAUUCACCUACCAGCAGGGGCGGACUGACAACUCAUGAGGCCCCCGGGCAAUAGGGGAUCAUGGGGCCCCCAUGUACUUGCCCAAACUCAAAAAAGCCUAUGAAAAAGGUACCAAGGGCAUCUCAUGGGGCCCCCUACUGACCCCGGGCCCUUGGGCAGUGCACGAGUUUCCAAAUGGUCAGCCCGCCCCUGCC